GUUGAAUGCUAUUGUUGACUGUCUGCUGUGUUUUGUUUUGUUUAAAAACAAACAAACAAACAAACAAUUAAGUGAUAGCCUGCAUUUGAGCUUGUUCAGCCACACCCACGUUAAGUAACUCACAUUUUAACCAUUAAAAUUCCAAAAUAAAGGCAGGUUAGCCUUUACCAGCGUACAACGUGAAUUUUUGUAUUUCCUACAGCACCCUAACGCAACAUGUGAAGAGCCCUGCGCCAGGUCAGCUAAAUACCUUUAGAGUUUUACAUCUUCUCUUUGAGUCGCUUUCGUACAAACAUGUACUCAUGAAGACACCAUCCGGACAGAUCUCUGCUAUUUCCCCCCUGCCUGCGCUUUUUGUUUUACCUCACGGUAUCUUAGAAACUUUGGAAGUCGGUUUACUUUGUUAGAGAGCAGAAAGAGCCUACGCUGCAGCCCAGAUGUUUUUAGUUGGACCCUCUGUCUGCCUCCUCGGGAUGCUUUCACACACUGGUGCCUGAGGAGAACAAGAGGAGGCAGAUAAGCAUGAGUCGGCGUCUUCAGAUGAUGCUGAGAAGGAUGGUGAUGAUGAGGAGGAUACUCCAUAUGAAGGGGGAUGUGAUGUGCACAGUUCUGCUGCUGGUGCUCUUCUGCCUUCUGCUCUAUGCCCGACAUAUUGUGCUCUCCUCUGGAUGGGACAAACCUGUGUGGAAGCUGCACAUCCAUGGCUCCACCAACCCCAGUCGGACCCUGCUGGGAGCCAGUGGAGCGAAAGUGGGACAGGACUCUCAAAGGGAGUUCCCAUCCAGCCCUUCAGGCCCACAACUGCCUCCCUGUAAACCCCAGUCCAGGUUGAAAUCUCCCCAGUCCAAAUCCAAGUCUAAGGGCAAAUCCAAGUCACGAAGGAGGAAUGCUGUGCCGACCAAGGCUGCAGGCAAUCCCCUACCCACGAUGCCACCGUUUGACUUUGCGGGCUAUAUGAGAGAAAAAGACAACAGAAACUUUAAGCUGCUCAUAGACCAGCCAGAAAAAUGUCACAUUGGAGGAGCAGAGGAAGAAGGAGGAGGAAGAAAGGAGAGCGGGUCUAAUGCUGCUCCUUAUAUGCUUAUCGCAGUGAAAUCCAUAGCUGCAGAUUUUGAUAAGCGUCAGGUAGUUCGCCGGACGUGGGGUAAAGAGGGACAUUUUGAAAAUGGUGUGUCCAUCCGUACAGUUUUCCUCCUGGGUGUUCCCAAGAAUCACACCGCCCUGCCUCUGUGGGAUCGCCUCCUGGCCUAUGAGAGUCAUACCUUUAAGGACAUCCUGCUCUGGGAUUUUGAGGACACCUUUUUCAACCUGACACUAAAGGAAACGCACUUUCUGAACUGGGUCAACAGCAGCUGUCCUCAUGUCAAGUUCAUCUUCAAAGGUGAUGCCGAUGUGUAUGUCAACGUGGAAAACAUACUGGAGAUGCUACGAGGUCAAGAGCCAGAUGGGGAUCUGUUUGUUGGUGAUAUUAUUAUUAAUGCUAAACCCAUUCGCCGGCGCACUUCCAAGUACUAUGUGCCAGAAUUUUUGUAUGGAGGGGGUUUGUACCCUAACUAUGCUGGCGGAGGAGGGUUUGUGAUGUCGGGACAUACGGCUCGGAGACUUAGCUCUGCCUGUCAACAGGUGGAAUUGUUCCCAAUUGAUGACGUCUUUCUGGGAAUGUGCCUCCAGCUGAUUGGCAUCAAACCAUCACGGCAUCAGGGCUUUCGAACUUUUGGAAUUCCCCGACCAUCAGCAGCUCCUCACCUUCAGACAUUCGACCCUUGUUUUUACAGAGAGCUCAUGGUUGUUCACAGCCUCCGUGUGCCCCAAAUCUGGCUCAUGUGGAACCUCCUCCACGACCCCAAGCUGAGCUGCCACAACAGGACGAGCAAGAGUUCCUGGCCUUUUAAAUGGAGGGGGAAGCUGGGGCCGAUGGUGGGAGAGGAGACAGACUACGAUGAGAAACGGGUGUUUGUCACACAUUAGCGACUCUCUGUAGGGCUGUGUGGGCUCUGCAGGAUGGUUAUGGUGGAGGACCUGUGGCUAACUGAAAAGGCUUGUGAUGCGUUCAAAAGCACAGCUGAGCCAUAUGACACUUCAUACAAGCUGGCAGACAGUCAUGGGGGGAAAUGAACUGGCUACGGACAAAUGUGUUCCAGAUUACUCAGAAAGAAAGCCCCAAGAGAAUUUAGUUUUGGCAUUGGAGCCCCCAUCUCUCUUUUCACACUGUGAUUGUGAACAUUUGUGACUUUUAAAGCUUAAAAAUGGAUUGUUUACAGUUGUUUAUGUGCAUAGAAAUCCACAACAACCAACCAAGUGUGGUUAGCUGGUUUAACCCCAUUCACACAAAGUUGCAACAUUGUUAAUAUUCAGAUUAUGUGGAUAACGCUGGGAGUGGCUGAAGUGCAGACAGCAGAGACUUUUUGUGUUUCUCCUCUUCAUAAUGCUGGCUUGAUGCGCCAAUGGACGGUCUGUAUCUGUUCCCUGGAGGAACAACAAAUGAAGUCUAAAUAGAAACCAUCUGCGUGACGGAAACCAACUGGGACUCUGGCUCACACACACACACACGAACACUAACCAAACCUCUGCUGAUUUUCGGGCAUGUACUUUUAUGUGAACACAAUUUGUGUUAAUUAAUUUUUUCCUCCUAAACCUCUUCAAGUCUUUACCUCAUUUUCAAAUCAAUUAUUAUUUAAAGGAAGAUUCAGAUUCAUCUGCCAACACAUCCAAAGUUCACAGAUGUAGACAGAUUCUUCUCUUUUCUUUCUUGGUUAUAUUAAAAUUGUUGAAACUAGUUUUAUUUUUAUUUAUAUAUUUGACUAGUAUGGAUUUAAAAUUGAGUAUGAAAAAAUUGUGCUUCUUUUGAUUAAAUAAAUGUUAUGCCAUAUUUCA
This is a messenger RNA of Archocentrus centrarchus (flier cichlid), 2874 nucleotides long. RefSeq names its product UDP-GlcNAc:betaGal beta-1,3-N-acetylglucosaminyltransferase 9 (gene b3gnt9). Gene Ontology annotation, molecular function: hexosyltransferase activity; UDP-glycosyltransferase activity. Gene Ontology annotation, biological process: poly-N-acetyllactosamine biosynthetic process; protein O-linked glycosylation. The record is from RefSeq and is a predicted model, not a curated record. Lineage: Eukaryota; Metazoa; Chordata; Actinopteri; Cichliformes; Cichlidae. The coding region runs from base 523 to 1968 and encodes 481 amino acids. The transcript has 8 exons. Gene Ontology annotation, cellular component: Golgi membrane.